CAAAGAGCCAGAAACCUGUUAUAGGUCAUUAUCUCACCAGGAUUCAGAAAUAUUAGCUCACGAAGGUGAGAUAGCAUCUCUUAAUUCCCCAAUGGCGUUAUCAGAACUUUUAAGAAAUAUUGCUAUAGCUAUAGACCAUAUUGAAUUAUAUGAUAGCAAAUGA
Funneliformis geosporum is the source of this 163-nucleotide messenger RNA. Lineage: Eukaryota; Fungi; Glomeromycota; Glomeromycetes; Glomerales; Glomeraceae. The record is from the annotation of a GenBank genome assembly.